AUGAGUGGACCCUCCUCGCCUGCAGCCGGCUACAACCUUAAUGGGAACGAGCGCCUUAACGUGGAAGGAGAUGACGGAUCAAUCCGUUGGACUUUCAAGAACGAUUCGUGCAUUGUGAGGGUGGAUGUUCCUGGUUGCUCAGGAGUACCCAUGUCUUACAAUCUCCACCCAGACCACGUCGUGUUCGAGGUAGAAGAACCAGCCAUGGACCAUACCGACCGAUCGAGACGCAAGUACAAUGGGUACGUCAAAUUUGACCCAGUGCUUUUCGAUGCGGCCAAUGCGAAGGUUAAUGUCCUCCGUGGUGUACUCUGGAUCACUGUUCCUAGGAAGCACUAA
Arabis nemorensis is the source of this 339-nucleotide messenger RNA. The record is from the annotation of a GenBank genome assembly. NCBI's taxonomy places the organism in Eukaryota, Viridiplantae, Streptophyta, Magnoliopsida, Brassicales, Brassicaceae.